Messenger RNA from Sesamum indicum (sesame), 2913 nucleotides. RefSeq names its product MUTS-homolog 5 (gene MSH5). Gene Ontology annotation, biological process: mismatch repair; chiasma assembly. NCBI's taxonomy places the organism in Eukaryota, Viridiplantae, Streptophyta, Magnoliopsida, Lamiales, Pedaliaceae. Gene Ontology annotation, cellular component: nucleus. Gene Ontology annotation, molecular function: mismatched DNA binding; ATP binding; ATP-dependent DNA damage sensor activity. The record is from RefSeq and is a predicted model, not a curated record.
CAGAGUGGCAGUUAAGUGACGCCAUUCGCUCCAAAAAUCCGCGUGAACCUCUUUCGUCUUUUAUUUUACGGAUUUCAAAAUUUUCUUCGCUGCUCUUUCUCUGUCUCUCUCAAUCUCAGGCCUCAAAAUUAUGGAAGAAGUCGACGAAACAGAUGUGGAGUCUCAGGUGUAUAUGGCAUGUAUCAUGCAUGGCCAAAGGGUUGGAAUCUCUUUUUAUGAUUCAAGUAUAUGUCAACUCCAUGUUCUGGAAUUCUGGGAAGAUGGCAAUGAGGAUUUUCCUUUAGUUGAGAUGGUGAAAUACCAAGCCCAACCAUGCAUAAUCUAUACCAGCACCAAGUGCGAACAAUCCUUCUUGGCUGCUCUACAAAACAAUGAUGGGAAUGCUGAAGCUCCAACAGUAAAGCUCGUAAAAAGUUCAUUAUUCAGCUAUGAGCAAGCAUGGCAUAGAUUAAUGUACCUGCGUGUAACUGGAAUGGAUGAAGGGUUGAAUAUCAAAGAAAGGGUCUCUUAUCUUAGUUCCAUGAUGGAUGUGGGCAGUGAUGUUCAAGUUCGUGCCAGUGGGGGACUUCUUGCCAUAUUAGAGAAUGAGAGGGUACUAGAUACCCUUGAAGCGAAGGAAAGUGGGAAUGCGUCAAUUGCAAUAAAUUCAGUUUCUGAGAUUUCACUAAACAACUUCCUCAAAGUUGAUUCUGCUGCCCAUGAGGCAUUGCAGAUAUUCCAAACUGACAAGCAUCCAAGUCACAUGGGCAUUGGUAGAGCAAAGGAAGGGUUCUCUGUAUAUGGGAUGAUGAAUAAGUGUGUAACACCUAUGGGCAGACGUUUAUUAAGGAACUGGUUCCUGAGGCCUGUACUUGACGUUGAAAAGUUGAAUAUUCGCCUCAAUACUAUAUCUUUCUUUCUUUGUGCUGAAGAAUUGUUGGUUUCUUUGCGGCAAACUCUGAAGUCUGUGAAAGAUAUUCCUCACAUACUCAAGAAAAUCAAUUCUCCAAGCUCUGUAUGUACAAGUAGUGACUGGACGUCAUUUCUUAAGAGCAUAUGUUCACUGCUGCACAUAAACAAGAUAUUUGAAGUAGGGAUUUCAGAAACACUUCGAGAGCAACUGAAGCAUUUAAAUUUGGAUAUCAUUGAGAAGGCUGGUCAUUACAUGUCUACUGAUCUGGCCUAUGUAUAUGAGCUGGUCAUGGGAGUUAUAGAUGUAAAUCGAAGUAAAGAUAAGGGUUAUGACACGAUAGUGAAAGAUGGUUUUUGUGGUGAGUUGGAUGAGCUGAGGCAAAUAUACGAGGAAUUGCCAGAAUUUCUGGAAGAGGUUUCAUCAUUGGAACUCGCAAGAUUACCUCAUAUGUCUGGGGAGAAAUUCAUCCCUUGUAUCGUUUAUAUACACCAGAUAGGCUACUUAAUGUGCAUUUUUGAAGACAAACUCAAUGAUAACAUUCUAGAAAAACUUCAGGAUUUUGAAUUUGCUUUCUCUGAUGAAGAUGGAGACUCCAAGAAGUUUUUCUAUCGCACUGCAAAGACAAGAGAACUGGAUGACCUUCUAGGAGAUAUAUAUCACAAAAUUUUGGACAUGGAGAGAGCUAUUACCAGAGAUCUCGUCACUCACGUUCUUCAAUUCUCUGAUCCUUUACUCAAAGCUGUUACUUUUACAGCUGAGCUUGAUUGCUCUUUGUCAUUAGCAUUGGUUGCUCGCCAGAACAACUAUGUGAGGCCGAUUUUGACUUCAGAAAGCGUGCUAGAUAUAAGAAAUGGAAGGCAUGUUUUGCAGGAAAUGACAGUUGAUACAUUUAUUCCCAAUGAUACGAAGAUUCUGGAUGAAGGAAGAAUCAAUAUCAUCACUGGUCCUAAUUAUUCGGGGAAAAGUAUCUACAUAAAGCAGGUUGCGUUGAUUGUUUUCCUCUCUCACAUUGGAAGUUUUGUACCAGCAGAUUCAGCUAUAGUGGGUUUAACUGAUAGGAUAUUCUGUGCAAUGGGAAGUAAGUUUAUGACCGCAGAACAAUCAACAUUUAUGAUUGACCUCCAGCAAGUGGGCAUGAUGUUGAGGCAUGCAAGUUAUCAGUCUUUAUGUCUGGUGGAUGAAUUCGGAAAAGGAACUCUAUCUGAAGACGGCAUUGGUCUCCUUGGUGGAACCAUAAAUUAUUUCGCUAAAUGCGAUAAUCCUCCUAAGGUUAUGCUGUCUACUCACUUGAGUGAGAUAUUUGAAAGUGGCUGUUUACUGGAGUCGAGCAAGAUCAAGUAUUACACCAUGAGUGUGCUAAGCCCAGAAGACAAAUGCACAGAUGUUGAAGACAUUGUAUUUCUAUAUAGGUUGGUUCCUGGACAUGCACAUCUUAGCUAUGGAUUACACUGUGCAUUACUUGCAGGAGUUUCUAAGGAAGUUGUAAAAAGGGCAGCAUCUAUACUGAUUGCUACUGGAGACAACAAGAAUGUUGACAGACUUCUCCAUGAGAAUAUAUCGGCACAGGAUCAGCAAUAUAAGGAGGCUGUGGAAAAGAUGCUAGCUUUUGAUACUUCAAACGGCAAUCUGCAUCUUUUCUUUGAAGAUAUCUUACCUUCUCAGCAUUGAAAGCAUAAGAACUCCGGAUUAUGCCACAUUCGACAGGUGUACAAACGCUGGUAGAGUAUUAAUGCAGUUUGAGAUCUCUUUUUUUUUUUUUGUUUUGUUUUUGGUGGCAUCUUAAUGCAGCCAGACAGUAACGAUCAUGUUCUUGAAAUGCACAGUUGUGUCCUCUACGCCUUCUGUACAAGAGAAUCAUUCUCUUGCUUCUUACCCUUCAUUUUCUUCUCUGCUAAAAUUGUGUUUUCUUUAAGAAAGCUUCAGCAUAGCAGGAACGUUAGACACAAGAAGGUUAUUGUGCGCCAAUCAUCAAAGUCGCUGCUUUCAGAUUUUAUUGGGUAUAAUGCAAUUCAUUUCUUCAA